ACAUUAAUCAACUACGGCUAAAAGUUAAUUUACAUAUAUUAGGUUAAACUCACAAGCUUUGAAACGUAUUUCAUUAUCACAAGCUUUGAAACUUUACUUUUUAUUAGUACAUUUUUUUUAAAAUGAGUGUUCAAAACGAAACGUCUCUACUACAAUGGGACGGAUGGAGUAGUACCUCGAAGAGUGAAUUACGGAAAGUUGUAGAAAUAUUUUUUUUAUUUUAAGUGUAUUAUUUAUUUGUCAGAUAAAGAAUCAAUCAAACACAGAAAAUAAAACAGUAACUAAAUUAUUUUUCAGGACAUUAUCCUGCUAAAAAAAGUCUCGAAGGUGAAAAAGAAAAAAGCAAAAGAUAAGAAUCAUAAGAUCCUCGAUCCACUUUAUAAUUUUGUUCACAAUAUGUAAAUCAAAUAAAUUUUGUGGGUGAAAAGUAAAUUAUUUAUAUGAUAAGAUCCCUUAUUUGGAACUGUGCUUGAUUUUGGUCACAAGAUGAUCUUAUAGCUUGAUAUACAAGCAUGUAUAUCCGUGUGUAUUAUUCCAUUCUUGAAAAAUAAUUCAUGAAAUAUCAUUUUCAAUCUUUUUCUUCCCUUCAAAAUCUUGAUAUAAAUCGUGUCAUUCACAUCUCAAACACCUCCGAAUCUAUUAAAGGCUUAGCUUGCUUGCUUCACUUGUUUAAUUUGUUUUUUUUCUUUAUUCAUAACAUGUGUUUCGCAUGAUUCGCUUUAGGCACUUUUUCAAACUCUUCUUCAUCUAUAUUUGGAAGCAAUUUCAGUGUCCAAAUUGAGACAACAAUUCCAUGGAUGAUCAACCAGUUGGGAAUGUCCACUCCAAUCCUCACUUGACAGGAGAUCCAUCCAAGGUUAAAGGUCCGGAUAGCGAUGGAUCAUUCAGUAUCCCUGUUCGAGCCUUGAACAUCACUUGGGGCAAUGAUUCUCGAUAUUGGGAACUAGUUAAACUUUGUGAGACCGAGAUUAAACUAGCGGGAUUUGAAGAGGGUGCGGAGCUGCAACAAGUGAACUGGCUCCAAGUGACGGGGAAAUUCGAACUCGUGACCUUUAACAUCGAGCCGAAAUUAUACAAAGUGUACUGCAUGAUGAAGUUCAACGAGGAUUCGUUUGGAUGGAGCCACGCCCCGAUCAAAUUCAAGGUGAAAUUGGAAGGGGGCAGUGAGAGUGAAGUGAAAGUGAAUCUUCAGAAGUAUCGAGAGAAGCCAAUGAUGUGGCACAAGGUUUACGCCGGAGAGUUUAAUGUUGUUGGAGAUGGGAGUUCGAUGACGGCGGAGGUUGGGAUGUUUGAAGUGGAGACUGAUUGGUGGAAAGGCGGCGCGAUACUCGGCGGCGUUCGGAUUGAACCCGAUUUAUAGAUAACUUUAUUAAAUGAUGUUAUUAAUUGGUAUAUAUAUGGUUUUGUAUUGUAUUAAUUAUAUACAUAUAAGUUCUGUUGUUUGA
Molecule: messenger RNA, 1445 nt
Organism: Salvia splendens (bonfire salvia)
Lineage: Eukaryota; Viridiplantae; Streptophyta; Magnoliopsida; Lamiales; Lamiaceae
Product: protein PHLOEM PROTEIN 2-LIKE A2
Exons: 3
Coding region: 794-1360 (188 amino acids)
Molecular function (GO): carbohydrate binding
Source: RefSeq, a predicted model, not a curated record